CCAAGACCGACUUCAAAGUCGUUCCCAUUUUCAGAGAGAGAGAGAGAGAGAGAGAGAUGGGAUCGUCAUAUACAUCAGGGCGAUCAGGGAAGAACGUAGGGCGGGCAGUGGCUUCAUGGGUGAAGAGGCAGCCUCCCAAGGUGAAAGCUUUCCUUGCAGUCAUUGCAGGCAUGGCCACCCUCGCCUUCCUUCGCUUCGUCGUCCACGACCACGACAAUCUCUUCGUCGCUGCCGAGGCUUCCCAUGCCAUCGGCAUCUCCGUCCUCAUCUACAAGCUCAUCAAAGAACGCACCUGUGCCGGACUUUCUCUUAAAUCCCAGGAAUUGACAGCUAUAUUUUUAGCAGUCAGACUUUACUGUAGUUUUGUCAUGGAAUAUGACAUACACACAUUACUCGAUACAGCCACGCUGGUCACAACUUUGUGGGUUAUUUACAUGAUCCGUUUUAAGCUGCGGUCUAGUUACAUGGAGGACAAGGACAACUUCGCCAUUUAUUAUGUGGUGAUACCAUGUGCUUUACUUGCAAUUGCUGUUCAUCCAACAACUACACACCAUCUUUUCAACAGAAUCUCAUGGGCCUUCUGUGUUUACUUGGAGGCUGUAUCAGUUUUACCACAACUACGUGUCAUGCAAAAUGCAAAGAUUGUUGAGUCAUUCACCGCUCAUUACGUAUUUGCUUUGGGCGUUGCUCGAUUCUUGAGCUGUGCACAUUGGGUUCUCCAGGUAUUGGACUCCCGUGGAUACCUAUUGACUGCAUUGGGUCAUGGGUUAUGGCCUUCUAUGGUUCUCCUCUCUGAGAUCGUUCAAACGUUCAUCUUGGCUGACUUCUGCUACUACUAUGUAAAGAGUGUUGUGGGCGGCCAUCUUGUGUUGCGGCUCCCUUCAGGUGUAGUUUGAAAGACCCGACCAUUCAACUCAUUCAACCUCUCAACCAACAAAGUAGAGAGAGAGAGAGAGCGACUAAGAAGAAAUUCCAAUGUCUCAUUUUGUAGAUAUAAACCGACAAAGGUCUGAUUACUACUUAAAUUAGCAGGUACUCUUUUAGUUCCAAAGUUAUUGACUGGUUUUGUUUUUAGUGUUUCUUGCAAGGGCACUAAUUUCAUCCAUCAAUAAUAUAUCACCUCCUUCGUCA
This is a messenger RNA of Magnolia sinica, 1131 nucleotides long. RefSeq lists its product as uncharacterized. Lineage: Eukaryota; Viridiplantae; Streptophyta; Magnoliopsida; Magnoliales; Magnoliaceae. The record is from RefSeq and is a predicted model, not a curated record. Gene Ontology annotation, molecular function: ER lumen protein retrieval receptor activity. Bases 57 to 896 code for a protein of 279 amino acids. Gene Ontology annotation, cellular component: membrane. Gene Ontology annotation, biological process: protein retention in ER lumen. The transcript is spliced from 6 exons.